Molecule: messenger RNA, 1927 nt
Organism: Stegodyphus dumicola
Lineage: Eukaryota; Metazoa; Arthropoda; Arachnida; Araneae; Eresidae
Molecular function (GO): nucleic acid binding; zinc ion binding
Source: RefSeq, a predicted model, not a curated record
AUACUUCGAUUUAAAAAGUAUUACGUGUAUUGUUGGUGGAUUUUCUGCUUGUAGUCAAAACGAUAUUGACAAGUAUCAAAAUUCUUACAUUACUAGAAGUGUAACUGAGGCGCUCUGUUCUGUGGACUGUGACUAAUAACUUCGAUUUUCAUUCGAGGCAAUAAUGGAGGCCGAUAAAAAUAGCAAAUAUGAUGAAAAUCAAAAUGAUGAAGAAAAGAAGGAUAAAAGCACUGUUUUAGAAAGCGCCUCUUCCGCCGUUCCACUAAAGGAAACUGAACAUGUUUCAGAUGAGGAAGAGGAUAUUUCUUGGAGUAGUGAUGAUUCUGAUAGUGACGAAGAAUACAUUUGCACCCUCUGCAGCAAAACAUUCAGUGGUGUCAUUCCCCUAAAGCAGCAUGAGAAAAGCGGAAGCCAUUUAAGAAAGAAAAUGAAAAAAAAGUUAGAAAAGAAAUUAGAAAAAGAAAUAGUCAAAUUAGAGAAGUUAGAAGAUAAUGAGGAAGAAAAUUUAGACUUCAUUAAGGAGCCUUUUGCAGCUUGUAAAACAUGUAAGAAAUCUUUUGGCGAUCCUCUAUCGUACCAUAAACACUUGAUUUCUAAGAAGCACAAGAGGAAAGCAUUCGAAGCAAAAUUAUUGCAUCAGGUGAAAAGUAACGGUAACAUUGAUAGCGAAGCUCUAAAAAAGAUGUUUCAUAAGAAAGCAGAUCCCACAAAAGAAGGCAAAGAUAACACUCAAGCUUCUGGUGCUUACGAAGAUAUCCUAAAUGACUUAAAAAUAAAGUUAUCUGUUUCUAAAGCAGAAAGUAAGAGCUCAGAAAGUGAUUCUAGUGAUGACGCUGAGGAAUUCAACUGUACAGUCUGCGACAAAUAUUUCGGUAGCCUCGUUACUUAUUUCCAGCACAUGACAAGCAAAUCGCAUAAGAAAAAACUGAAACAGAAUAAAAUGCUUGAACAACUCACUAAAUCCGAGAAGGAGUCCGAGGUUGUUGUUGAUAUUAGCAGCAUUGACACUGAGGAUGAUAUACUGAUGUGCAAACCGUGUUCUGUGGCUUUCAGUGGACCGGAGAGUGCUUUCGCCCACUUGAAAAGCAAAGGACAUAAGAAGAAACUGGAAGUUCUAAAGUGGAAGCGUUCGCAUCGUCAGAAAAGAGAAGUCAGAAGCAAGUCUUUUACCUCAUGCGAGGAACAUCGUCAGGAUCUUGCGAAUACUGAAUCUGUAAAUAAUGAAAUGAAUGAAAUAUCAGCUGCUGAUGCUAACAACAAAGAUUUAGAUUCUAAGCCAAGUUUAAAAAGUGGUGUAAAACACUUGCCUUCAAGUUCUUCGCAUGAACUUGGAAAAGACCCCAAAGAUACAAUAAUAAGUGCCACAAACGAUUCCCAGCAGAAACCGAACAUAAUCGAAGCGCUGUUGCAAAAAGAAGCUAAGCAGAACAUAAAAGAGGCACAGGAAAAAGGAGCCAGAGGAAACAUAGUUGAAGAGGAAAGUGAUAUUAAACAGAAAAUAACUGAAGAGGCACAUGGAAAGGAGAGUGAAAACAAAGUACCUGAAGAGGCUGUGGAAGAGGAAGUCAAAGAAGGCAAAAUUGCUCCCCAAAAAUACAAGGUAUACAAACAAUUUAUGAGCUCAUUUCGUCCUAAUGCUAAUAAAUAAUCACUGUAGUUUAGAGCCUACAUUUGUGCAUUAAUUUUUCUGAAUUCAAGUACGAAUUGUAGAAGCUAUCUAAAAAUGGUAUGCGUAACGUUAUUGCAACAAAACGGUUUAAGACUGAGAAUAAUUUGAGACACUGAGCAAUGAUAAUUAUAUGAUUCACUUAAUUGCUAUUGCUUGAUUAUUAAUUGUCAAUUUGCUGUGAAGAUUUCUAAUUUCUUCUAAAUUUGAUGUCAUUGAUUUGAGUUUAUUAAAGAAAAAUAAAUAUUAUUUGAAUUCAUA